This is a messenger RNA of Humulus lupulus (European hop), 483 nucleotides long. RefSeq lists its product as uncharacterized. The transcript has 2 exons. NCBI's taxonomy places the organism in Eukaryota, Viridiplantae, Streptophyta, Magnoliopsida, Rosales, Cannabaceae. Bases 1 to 483 code for a protein of 160 amino acids. The record is from RefSeq and is a predicted model, not a curated record.
AUGGUUACAUGUAGCAAGGCUAGGAUUUUAAGAAAAAGGUCUGUCGGACAAUCUAAAUGGACAACAGGAUUUAUUGAACCAACCACUGAUGUUGAAGCUCUUAAGCAUGCUAGUUGGAAGCAAGCCAUGAUGGAUGAAUUGUUAGUACUUCAAAACAAUCAAACAUGGACUUUGGUGCCUUCUUGUCCAGGGAUGAAUAUUGUUGGUAAUCGAUGGGUUUUAAAGGCUAAAAUGAACUCUGAUGGUUCUUUCCAACGCUAUAAAGCUCGCUUGGUGGCCAAAGGUUUUAACCAACGACCUGAUGUUCAUUUUGUUCGUGACAAAGUACUUAAGAAGCUCCUAGACAUCCGAUAUGUUGCCUCACAUGACCAAAUAGCUGACUGCUUCACCAAAGGCUUCACUCACUCUCGGUUUCAGUUCAUAGUAGACAAACUAGGUGUGGUUGAGAACUCACUUAGUUUGAGGGGGACUGUUAAGAAAUAA